AUGACGCUACAUUGUGCCAUGGUGCUACACCCUGUGUCAAGGUGCUACACCCUGUGCCAAGGUGCUACACCCUGUGUCAAGGCCCUACACCCUGUGCCAAGGUGCUACACCCUGUGCCAAGGCCCUACACCCUGUGCCAAGGUGCUACACCCUGUGCCAAGGCCCUACACCCUGUGCCAAGGCCCUACACCCUGUGCCAAGGUGCUACACCCUGUGCCAAGGUGCUACACCCUGUACCAAGGCCCUACACCCUGUGCCAAGGUGCUACACCCUAAGCCAAGGCCCUACACCCUGUGCCAAGGCCCUACACCCUGUACCAAGGCCCUACACCCUGUACCAAGGUGCUUCACCCUGUGCCAAGGCCCUACACCCUGUGCCAAGGUGCUACACCCUGUGCCAAGGUGCUACACCCUGUGUCAAGGCCCUACACCCUGUACCAAGGUGCUACACCCUGUGCCAAGGUGCUUCACCCUGUGCCAAGGCCCUACACCCUGUGCCAAGGCGCUACACCCUGUACCAAAUCCGUACACCCUGUACCAAGGUGCUACACCCUGUGCCAAGGUGCUACACCCUGUACCAAGGUGCUUCACCCUGUACCAAGGCCCUACACCCUGUGCCAAAGCCCUACACCCUGUACCAAGGUGCUACACCCUGUACCAAGGUGCUACACCCUGUACCAAGGCCCUACACCCUGUACCAAGGCCGUACACCCUGUACCAAGGUGCUACACCCUGUGCCAAGGUGCUACACCCUGUGCCAAGGUGCUUCACCCUGUACCAAGGUGCUACACCCUGUGUCAAGGCCAUACACCCUGUACCAAGGUGCUACACCCUGUGCCAAGGUGCUACACCUCACACCCAGCGCCACUGA
Molecule: messenger RNA, 870 nt
Organism: Procambarus clarkii (red swamp crayfish)
Lineage: Eukaryota; Metazoa; Arthropoda; Malacostraca; Decapoda; Cambaridae
Source: RefSeq, a predicted model, not a curated record